ACGUGUGAACUUAAUCUGAUUCAACUCGUGUUCAACUUUGGUUGAUCAACUUAAUUCGGUCAACAAAAUUCGUCUCGUAAAAACGCGCCUUUAAUGAGUAUUGAGAAUCACUACACUGCACUGAUUUUAAAUUCUAGUAGCAAGUGAAACUUUUAAAACGAUACAUGUUUAUUGUACGUCGUAGAAAUAACUAGUCACCUAGUUCAUAUAACAAUGACCUAAGAACUAUGAAAAUUAAUUAUGCCAUUUCUAGUUUUGCAUAAUAACCGUGAUAAGUUUUAGUGGCAACUUUGGUUUUUACUAAACAUGUCGAGAAUUUUGCCUCUUUUGAGUUAUACUUUUAUUCUUGUUUUGUACGGAUUUUCUUUCGUUCUUUUAAGAACAAAUCAUCGUGAUUUAAAAUUAAAUGAACAAGCGAUGAAGAUAAUUGAUCAGAUGAGAAAAUAUGAAUGGUUUUUUUUUACGGUUUGGAUCUUUAUGCUCCAAAUAUUUUUCCUGAGUCUUGCGAUUCUAGAUGAAAUAUCAAGGCUAUUGAAUCUACCUUCUGGGCUUCAAAAACUUCUAGGAAAAUCGAGGGCCUACAUAUUCAGCAGUCUUGUAUUUCCAGGCAGUGCCUUAGUUGUAUUUACAUUUUGGUCAAUUUGGGCUGUGGAUAGAGAAUUAAUAUUUCCAAAAAUUAUGGACACUUUCUUUCCAGCGUGGUUAAAUCACGUUCUGCAUACAUUUAUACUUAUUCCUUUGGCAAUUGAAAUUUUACUGCCCAAGACGGACAAUUUUAUCAAAUUCAAGAGUGCAGCACCUACUUUGCUCUUCUAUUCCGGAAUAUAUCAAGUAUUAUAUUUCUUGAUAUAUCUUAGAGAUGGUGUAUGGUUGUAUCCAGUCUACAAAGUGCUCAACAUUCCGCAAAUAUUUUUAUUCAACCUAUUGCAAAUGUUCUUAAUUUUAGGAUUCCAAUAUUUAGGUAUAUCGUUGCAAAAUACCAAAAUGAAGAAAACUGAAGUUGGAAGAAAGAAAGUGAAGUGAUUCAAUGUUUAUUUAGGGACACAAUUUUUAGCAAUAAAAAUUGAUCGAAUGUAAAUGUUUUAUUUAAAAAUAACACAUUAGUUUAGACAUAUUUUUCUGGAUAAAAUUUCGAAAAGAUGGAUCCCUCGAUUUUUCUGACAUUUUGUCCUUUUUUAGAGAAGAUAAUCCCUAACAGGAUUUUUAGCGUUUGAUCUCCUGCCACCUCACCUCUCCGAAAAUAUGUAUUUUAGAGAAAAAAGUUUCAUUGAGCUCAAAAAGCUACACUAAAAAGGUUGAUUAAUGUUUUUUCCUAAACCUAUUCUUUUGGCUGUUAUGGUCCAAAAUAUCUCGACAGGAGUUAAAGUACUGAACACACUACCACUACACCAACACACAAUUACAAUGUCUGACGCGUGUUUCGAUAACCAAGUUAUCGUCUUCAGAGACUGAGAGUAAACUGUUUACCUACAGCUCCCUCUAAAUAAAUUCGCUUAAGGCGCCAUCUGUUCCAGACUUAUGGAAACUGCGAUUAAUAACAACAAUCAACGUUGAUCAUUACCAUCAGACCAUUAAUUCAAAUAAUAACCAUCCUAUCAUUUAAGUUGGACCAAAUUACAUAUAUAUGCCAUCUUUCAUGAAUAUCAGUUGACUCGUUUUUGUUUGUUUCAUUCGGAACAUUCACACGGACACUGAAUUUUUAUAUAUUAAGAAGAUUUACUACUAUUCGCUUGGAUUUCCGUCAAUUGAUAUGUGAAUUUGUGUGAAAAUAAAUAAGUAUUUAAAUCUAAAAUAAUGACAAUUCGAUGUAAAUAAGAGAACAUGUCAAAACGUGAACUAGGGCAUAGUCUACAACGACUACUAAAUCACCGUACCGGUGCUUUGAAGACCCCAGCUUCGUGUCAACUCAAAAGGGCCAGACCCAGAUGGCUAGCCACUUGGGGUGUAUGCCUGGGGUGUGCGCAAAGCGUACCGGCAGGAGCCCAAUUGCCUGGGCAAUUACGCAAAGGUUGGCUGGACGAUUUGAAGAUCUUCAAAAGCUAGGUGUGAGGUGGUGGAGACACUGAGCGUUGGACUGUGAUGACUAGAGGAAUGUGGUGAACGAGGCCAAGGCUCUUUGGGGGCUGUAGUGCUAGUGGUAGUAGUAGCAGAAUUGCAUGAAUUAAUUGCACAAUAAUGUUUUAUGAUUUAAUCAUUUGAACUAAACAGUCUUUGAAUUUAUAUUUUAUACAGGUUUAUACAUUUUAUAGGUUUAUGUAAAAAAAAUUAUAACCUUUUCUGUAGAGCUUUUUAUAAGCUUCAUUUUUUGUUUGAAAACGUUUUCUAUAAAUUUAAUAUUUUCAAAGAUAUUUCGUUGAAUUGUUAGGACUAUGAAGAAGACUAAGGAGCAAAAAUACUUUUGGAGAUUAUCUUCUGUAAUCAAUCAUAAAUUUUUGUAAAAGUUUCAGCAAAAUUUGCUACUGUACACAUUUCUUCUAAGUAAAUCUAAUAACAACA
Molecule: messenger RNA, 2496 nt
Organism: Diorhabda sublineata
Lineage: Eukaryota; Metazoa; Arthropoda; Insecta; Coleoptera; Chrysomelidae
Product: androgen-dependent TFPI-regulating protein-like
Exons: 3
Coding region: 307-1023 (238 amino acids)
Cellular component (GO): membrane; endomembrane system
Source: RefSeq, a predicted model, not a curated record